GUGUGUGUUAGUGUGGCUUCAGAUCAGACUCUGUCACAGUUAUUCCUCAUUAACGGAGAGUGUUUGUGUGUCUCAGGCCGUCGUAUAAAGACUGUAACACUCUUCACCUGCCGAUGGAGCGCUUCUCUCCCGUCAGACGCUUCUCAGACGGAGCCGCCACCAUCCCAGCCUUCAAGACCCAGCUGGAGAACAACAGCCUGAUCCGACAGCUCAAACAGGAGUGCGAGCAGCUGCAGAAGAUGUACGCGGCUCCGCAGGACGAGCGUCUGAUGGAGCACACACAGCAGCAGCACAUCCUCUACCAGCAGAUACAGGCCCUGUCUUUGGGACAUGGGGAAAACCAGCCCAGCAGUCACCUGACAUACCAGCUACAGAGGUUGCGUAUUCAGCCCUCCAGUCCUCCUCCUACACAUCCCAGCAACCACCUCUUCAGGCCAGCCAAUCAGAGCCCUCCUCCGGGCGGUCAGGGGAUGAUGCAGGCUCAUGGUCAGUGUGGGUCAGCUGGAUCUGUCGUUCGCAGUUUGAGUCGCUCCCACACUUCGGCAUACGAGCAGUUUAACCCGCACAUGUUUGGCGAGGGAGUUGUGAGCGGCGUCAUCGGCUCCUAUAACCCCUACCUGCAGGGGGCGUGUCUGAAGGUGCCGGGGCUGGAGGGCUAUCAGGGCUAUCCGUCUGCACUGCAGCAGGCUCUGCUGUCACCCACACCGCUGGAGUAUCGUCCGGCCCAGCAGCACGUCACACCCACCCUGCAGGGGCUGCUCUCGCCACGCCACUCGCUCACGGGUCACACUGACCCCCGUCUGCCUCCGCACGACCUCGCCGCACUGCUCAAGCGCCAGAGCCCCCGCCCGGCCCCGCCCCUUGCCACGGCCCCGCCCACCAACCCACAGGACUACGGGGAGAUGCUUCUGCUGCAGCGACUGGGCCAAGCUGCUGAGACCUUAGAGCCCGCCCCUCCACAAGCCCCGCCCACACAGCACUACCAUCACCUUCUCCAAAUCAGGCCCCCUGCCGAGUGCCCGGCCCCGCCCCUCCCUCACUCUGAGAGCAUGGAGGAGGAUGACGAGAUGCCUGCCUAUCACGAGGGCCUGCUGGCCAAAGCCGCCGCCCCCUGCGCUGAGGGACACGAGCUGCUGGCUCCGCCCCUCGGCAGCACGCCUCCAUACUCCUCCCCCACACACAGACACGCCUACAUCCACAGCUCCACGCCGCACAGAGAGGUGUGUGCUGAUGCUGCAGAGUGUCCGGUGAUGGAGGGAGAUCACAACGGCUACAGCUCACGCUCCGCACAGAGAGACACUUACAGACCACGAGCGUCAUUACAGAGACACCACACCAUCCAGACCUGCGACGACGCUUACGAGCAGGCGGAGCCCAUGUCUGGAAUGAGCUUAUUGGCUGGCAAGGCGCUAAGCUCCGCCCGCAUGUCGGACAUCCUCAGCCAAUCGUCUCUGACAGGAAGCCAGCAGCUGCAGCAGAGGGAGGGGUCAGUGUGUGACGUGGAGGCAGACGUUCACCCCGCCGCGUGCUUCCCUUCCUCCUGCACCAGUGACAUGCUGCUGAGCUACAAACCCCCGGAUCUGCAGUACAGCGUGGAGCAGGCCGGGGUCUAGUGAACACAGGGGUGUAUUUGCUGUAUAAAGCUCUUAUCGUCUGCUGUGUUGUGCUGUCUUGCCAAAUCCUCAUCGUCUGUCUGUCGGGUGUCGUGGGUGUGGCCUGCACGCAGGGGGCGGAGCUCUCGGCUUCCUCUUCCGCUGGGAGUGUCUCCGAUUGGCUGCAGCCCAAUAAUCAUCCGCCCCCCCCCACCCCAAACCCCUCCCACCGUUGCCAUAGCGACGCUCUGGUGCAGGCAAACACAGAGUCUUAUAUAAACACACACACACACGUCAUAACCAAACGCCACAAACCCAAAGUAUUGGACGUGAAGCCUGUGCUGCUGCGGAUCAUUCCGGUCUCCAUCCACAGACGACUCUCACUCGCUCUACACUCUCUUCACCUCUGCUUUGAUUUUUAACACAUUUUUAUGGCUAAUGUUCUGUAGAAAUUAUGAUCAUUAUUGUUCUUGUUUUCUGUAAAAUACAUUUUAUGGUUAUGACAUUAUUAAAAAAUGACGAUUAUUAUUAAAACCGUGCUAUGUUGCGAGAGAACAGCUGCGUUUGUUUCCUCACGGUGACUUUUGCACUUUCAGUUUUUGUGGUUUUUGUUUUGCUUCUCCUCCCGGUUUCUUGCUCUCCUCCUUCACUCCAUCCCUCCAUCCGUCUGUCCACAGGUGCAUUGUGGGUAGUCUGACAGAUCCUGUACUGCUCACAGACAAUCUUUUCUGUUUCAGAGCUUUAUUGGUUAUUUUUUGUGGAUGUUGUUGGGAUAGUUUUUGUAUAUUGUUGAUUUUACAGUUUUAUUUCUGUUCUGAUGUACUGACCGACUCUCUCUGAGUUUAAACCCAAACGCUGUGAUUGGACGAUUUCUUCAGUCUGACCGGUCCAGUAACGGUCACGUGAUCGUGUGAGAGUCUGAUGAAGAGAGCCAUCAUCCUCCUCAUCCUCCAUCUGUCCAUCUUCUCUUUUCCUUCAGAGCUUUGUCACUUUCUUCCAGGUUUUUUAUUUUUUUUGCUUUCUGUUUUUGGAAAAAAAUACUAAAGUGCAACAACAAUGGUUAAAAAGAAUCCAAAUAAACUGAGAGAAAUAAUAAAUAUAUAUAAAUAAAGAAAAGAA
Messenger RNA from Carassius auratus (goldfish), 2711 nucleotides. RefSeq names its product serine/threonine-protein kinase SIK3 homolog. The transcript is spliced from 9 exons. NCBI's taxonomy places the organism in Eukaryota, Metazoa, Chordata, Actinopteri, Cypriniformes, Cyprinidae. The record is from RefSeq and is a predicted model, not a curated record. The coding region runs from base 114 to 1613 and encodes 499 amino acids.